This is a messenger RNA of Chlamydomonas reinhardtii, 2576 nucleotides long. RefSeq lists its product as uncharacterized. NCBI's taxonomy places the organism in Eukaryota, Viridiplantae, Chlorophyta, Chlorophyceae, Chlamydomonadales, Chlamydomonadaceae. The record is from RefSeq and is a predicted model, not a curated record. The transcript is spliced from 13 exons. Gene Ontology annotation, molecular function: nucleosome binding. Gene Ontology annotation, cellular component: Swr1 complex. The coding region runs from base 333 to 1724 and encodes 463 amino acids.
CUCAUAACUCAGUUCCAUUUGCACGAUACAAGCCCAGAAUUCAUUGCCGCUUGAUUGCAUGAUUAGAUUUUACGAUAUUAUUGAUAUGUGAAUUAACAGAAUUGCAAGACUCUUCAGGAGAACAGCGGCCGGCAAACAGUGGGCGCAAAUGGCUCAGCCGUGAGCUCUCGAGCGAAAGCCUGGUAAUAUUAUAGUUGUUUGGUUCCAGGGGCCUAAAGGCGCUUGCCGGCCGGCUCCAAACGGGCAGCCGGCCCCUAGGGGUCCAACACCAGCCCGCACCCUGAGCAGCGGGAGGCCUCUCCCUCCGCUCCGGAGCCGCCCGGUGCUCGGCGAUGGCGGCGGUGCCGGUGGUAGCCAUCGACAAUGGCGGCGGCAACUGCAAGAUUGGCAUUGCGGGACAGGCGGCACCCACACGCGUGUUCCCCAACGCCUCCGCCAAGCCCAAGGGCGAGCGCCAGACACUCAUCGCCGACCAGCUGGCGGACAGCAAGGAGGUGUCCCAGCUGCAGCUGCGCCGCCCCUUCGACCGCGGCUACUGCUGCCACCUGGAGCUGCAGCGCGACGUGUGGGCCCGCGGCGUGCGGGCGGUGCUGCGGCGCAACCCUGCCGAGUGCGGGCUGCUGCUGUCGGAGCCGCUGUUCAACUUCGAGGAGAUACGGGCAGGCACACAGCAGGUGGUGUUUGAGGACCUUGGAUUCCGCUCCUUCUACGCCGCGCCCGGCCCCGUGUUCGCCAUGCACCGGGCGGCGGCGGUGCUGGGGGCCGGCAGCGCGGCGGCGCGCACGGGCGCGGGCGUGGUGGUGGACUGCGGCUUCAGCUUCACACACGCCGUGCCCUUCUUCAAGGGCCAGGUCCUGGAGGGCGGCGUGCGGCGUCUCAACCUGGGCGGCAAGGCCAUGACCAACUACCUCAAGGAGCUGGUGUCGUACAGGUCCCUCAACAUGAUGGACGAGACCUACCUGAUGGACGCCGUCAAGGAGCAGCUGUGCUUCGUGAGCCAGGACGUGCGCACCGACCUCAAGGCGGCGCAGGUGGCUGCCCGCUCGCCCUUCCGGCGUGAGUUCGUGUUGCCUGACGGCGUGCACAACUUCAAGGGCUACGUGCGCGACCCGGAGGAGUGGGCGGCCAAGGUGGAGGCGCUGAAGCAGCAGGUGCGCGCGGCGGAGAGCAUCGAGGAGAAGCGGCGCCUUGCGGCAACACUGGAGUCGGACCAGGUUCUGGCGCUCAACAACGAGCGCUUCAUGGUGCCCGAGCUGCUGUUCCACCCGGACGACGUGGGGCUGCAGCAGCAGGUGCGGGCGGGGGGGGGGGAAGUGGGAGACGGGGAGAUGGGGGUGUCAGUGCGUGUGUGUGUGUAUGACAUGCGGGGGGAGCUGCUGUUCCACCCGGACGACGUGGGGCUGCAGCAGGCGGGUGUUGCCGAGGCGGUGGUGCAGGCGGUCACGGCCUGCCACCCCGCGCUGGCGCCGCUGCUGUACAGCAACGUGGUGGUCGUGGGCGGCGUGGCUGCCUGCCCCGGCUUCCGCGAGCGCUUCACCGCCGAGCUGCGCGCGCUGGUGCCGGACUGCGCCGACCUCAACGUGUUCAUGCCGCAGGACCCGGCUGUGUUCACGUGGGAGGGCAUGUCGGGCUUCGGCGCCUCCUACAGCUACAGCCGCCUGGCCGUCACGCGGCAGCAGUACAACGAGAGCGGCGGCGCGGCCGGCGUGCGGCAGUACUUGUGAGGGUGGUGCGGCGGCGGCGGCGGCAGUACAUGUGAGGGUGGUGCGGCGGCGGCGGCGGCAGUACAUGUGAGGGUGGUGCAUGUCCUAUACAAGCAGGUGGCUGGGAGGCGGCACGGCGGUGUGGGGCUUGUGCAUGUAGCCGGGAGGCUGCUGUGCGGCGGCAGUACUUGCGGGCAGGCGACUGUGCGGCUGUGCGGCUGUGCGGCCGAGUAGGCGGAGGCGCGGGGUCGUGCGCGUCGCCACUCGCGGCGGUGGUGGUGCGGCCCGUGGAGGCCCAGGCGGCCGUGUUGCGGCACUGCACUGCGAGUGGCGGGGGUGGGCGACGGCUGUGAUGGUGCAGGGAUUCCCCUGGAUGUGUGUGUGUGUGUGUGUGUGUGUGUGUGUGUGUGUGUGUGUGUGUGUGUGUGUGUGUGUGUGUUAAAGAGCACAAGGAAAGACUGUGUGAUGUGUAUGUGCUCCCCGCAAUGCGCGGUACUGCGGCGGAAGCAGUGACGGGCAGGAGCAGUGACGGGCAGGAGCAGUGGCGGGCAGGCAGGAGGCAGCGCAGGGGGCCGACCAGCGACGCGGGCCGUGUGGGCGAAGGCAGCGUUGGCGGCCACGGGGCAGUCCGGUGCGUGUGUGCGGGAGGGCCUUUGUCCUGGGCCCUGUGGGGACGACUGGGGCGGCACAUACACACCUCGGCAGGUGCUUGUGAGGGGUGGACGGAGGGGGGGCUGCGCGGACUGCAGGCCAGCGGCGCCGGGCCGCUGGAGGCUCGCAACAAUGCAACACGGGUCUGACAUGCAAGCCGAACCCGGAGCUGGGUGGCGGCAGGGACUGAAACUGGCAGCAUGAAUGAGCCAGUCGUGCAUC